UAUCAAUAAAAAUAACAAAUUAAUUUUCUUCAAUAAACUUUUUUUCUAAAAAACAAAAGCAAAAAUGAUUUCAAGAAAAUUAUUCUUUUUUGCUAUGGUCACAUUAUUUUGUAUGAUCUUUAUAGAAUUAUCUCAAACCGCUCCAUUGAUUAAACGUCAAGUGGGUAAAGUUGCUUUCGCUGAUUUUGAAGGUAAAGUUACAGGCCGAUUCACCUGGACUAAUAUACCUGAAGAGAAAUGUCGAGUUAUUGGACAAUUUAAUACUGGUCUUGAUAGUCCGGAUAUUGGAGAUUACAAACUUUGUAUAGAAGAUGUUGAUGGUAAAGUCAUACAGGAUCUUACCGAUGAGUUUAGAAGGGAGGUCACAAUCAACCCACCUGGCAGUUCACCUUUUGAAGUAGAUUUCCCUUCAAUGACUGUUGAGGAUGUUGUUGGAGACAACCUUGUGCUUAAAUUUAAGGAAUAUAAAAUUGGCGAAGCCAAAAUUAAAAGUGUUUAAACUUAGAUUAUUAUUUUAUUUUAUUUUAUAAUAUUAUAGUGCUUAUUUGAAGUAUGUAAUUUAUUCCUUAAUUUAUCACAUUUUUUUUAUAAAC
Molecule: messenger RNA, 593 nt
Organism: Rhizophagus irregularis DAOM 181602=DAOM 197198
Lineage: Eukaryota; Fungi; Glomeromycota; Glomeromycetes; Glomerales; Glomeraceae
Source: RefSeq, a predicted model, not a curated record